UUCUAUCCCACGCUCUCAAGUUUUCGAUUAAAUUGCAUUGAAAACUCAAUUCUUAGCGAGUAAUAAUAAUGAUCGGAAGCUCUUACAACAAUUAUGAAUGUAGAAACUUUGCGGGAGAACCUUUGAAAGUUAGUUUCUAUUCGACGUCUUGUCCCGUGGUCUAUCUUUCUCCCUCUUUCUUACCCUCCCUCCCACCCCCUUCCUGUUAAAUCUGGUAAACGCGAAGGAGUAAUCAAAAUGCGCAUAUAGUUCGCGUAAAUCGAUCGACGAAACUUCUCGUGUUUACGAUGAUUCGGAAAGUUAUCAAUUUUUCAACUUGGUUACGCGCGUUUUAUUGAUAAACAGUGUAAUACUUAAAUAAAACGUGUACCUUUGUUAAAUAUCGGAAUAUUAUGAAUUCGCAUUUACGCAAGGAAAACGAUCGAAUGGAAAACAAUAACAGCAUGUGAAUGGUCUCAACCCUUUCUGCAUUAAUAAACAUCCCCCCGCAUUGUGAUUGAAGAGUAUACUUUUGAAAAGAGUGUUUAUCGACAAACUUUGAUUUGGUUCUACGCGUAAAUACGAGCUUUCCAGAAUUACUGUUAAUCCUUCUCUGUUAAUCAAUUUACGAGGACCUAUCUUGCAUCUCUAUCGAAUGUCUCCGAGGAGAACUUUGGAUAUAAUUAAAGGACGAGUAUUCGCAAGUCCUUGGAAAGAGAGGUUUCCGUUUGAUCUGGGCAGCAAAGCCACCGAAUAACACGGAAAGCAAUAGGAUAAAGACCGAGUGCGGAUAUAGUAAGUACUUUCGAGAGAACGACUUAAAGGCAGAAGAAAUAGGAUAAAAGAGAAUUGGAAAGAGAAAAGGAAGAACAAGUUCUUAGGCCCUCGACGAUACGUAAUUCGACCUUAAGGAGAAGAAUACGUUGAAAGUGGAAAAAAAGAAAAAAACGGAAGAAAUCUAAGGUAUCUCUCUCUUAGAGUUUUAUGGAACUUCUUGACGCCAAAUGAUUUUGUCUUUAGAGAAGAGGAAGAAGAAGAAGAAGAAAAUAGUUUGGUGUUGGAGAACAAUCAAAUCACGAAUAAUAGAAUGAAAGUGAAGGAAAGCGUAGCGAUAGAAUGCAAAUUAUUCCUCGUCAAAAUUUCCUACCCUCGUUAUUCGGGAUCGAUCGAUCUGGAAUGUUGAAGUAAAAGAAAGAAAGAAAGAAAGAAAGAAAGAAAGAAAGAAAGAAAAAGAAAAAGAAAAAGAAAAUAGCAGAGGGAUUGUCUAUAAAUUUGGGGAUAAGAAAAAAGAAAAAUAAAUGUACGCGUGUAUCGCGUAGAUAUAAAACGUGUUCGAUAGGAGAACGUUCGCGCGAUUACGUAGCAGUUCUCGAAGCUCUUGAAAGGAAGAAGGAAGAAAUAGUAGAAUGAGAGAAGCCAAGAAAGAUGAUAUUGAGGCGGAGGACUGAUUGAGAAAGAGAGAGAGAAAGAGAGAGAGAGAGAGAGAGAGAGAGAGAGAGAGAGAGAGAGAGAGAAAUGGCGACGAACGAGAGUAUUGGUGUAACGAGUGCGGCGCGUUGGGGUUUAUGGUUUGCUGCCGUACUCCUCGCAACGGCCUCGUCGUUGGUCUAUUCUCAGGUCACGUGGACUCCGAUCUACGUUGGCGGACAGAGCGGAUCGGAAGGUAAGGUGGAUCUUUGGACGCAAAGCACAAAAGGCUGUGCUUGCAACUUCAAUUCGUCUAGCAACGAAUGCGCUUGUUGCGUACCCUCCGGUGGUUGCAGCUGCGGCACAGCUUCGCCCAACAGGUGCGCUCAAUGUGGCCUCGAGCAACACUGCGCCAACAUGUGCAAUAUAACGCUGGACAGCAGAUUGCUAUUCAGUAAAUCUGAUCGUGGCUUUGGACAAAUAAAAUCACCGUCUCUCGAAGGUCCUUCAAGGUGUACCUACAGAUUCAUUCCGGAUACUGGACAGAGAGUUGAAUUACAAAUCUAUCGUCUAGUUUCUAUCGGACGUCACAACGACUCUGCGUGCCAAGGUGGCUGGCUUCAAUUCGAGGGUGGAGCUCGAGUCUGCGGUCGCAACAAACGAUUCGACCGACCGGUCGUCCUCUUUUCCGACAAGCCGGUCGCGACCCUUCACAUGCAAAUAAACGAGAACACCACGAGGUCCCAAUUCUUGGCAUACUUCAGCUUCUCCUCCAAAGCAAGUACGUCCGUUGGCUUACCCAUCAAAGGUGGACUUCCGGUAAAUAACACAGAAUGCGACUGGAUUUACGAGAGCGCUGAUUGCCAGGACGGAUGCGUCCUAGCUAGUCCCGGAUAUCCUGGCCUAUAUCCGCCAAACAUCCGCUGUCGGUAUCUCAUAACUUCCGGUCCACGAGUUUCUAUCGCCAUCAACUUUACCGCGGUACUACUUCCGCACAAUCACUGCACGAGCGACUACAUCGCCGUUUAUUCGGGCCCAACGACCUCCAGUCCGCUCUUAAAAAUGCUAUGCGGUAAAGAGAAAUCAUCAUUGAUGUAUAACGGCCAGGAGGUUCUCGUCGAAUUUAGAGCUGGUCCAGAGGUGUCUCCUUUCGAUUACAACGGCUUCGUAGCUACGGUAAACUUCGUCGAAAUCACGACCGAAAUACCUACCACGAUUACUACGGAAUCGACCAAUAAAACUUCGGAUAUCGUGAAACAAGUUACAAUUUACACCGGUCACAACGCACGUUACAACAAUCGAGACACUGACGAGCAUCGCAAGGAUCAAGGAUCGUCGACGGGACAUAGUUGUGACCUCGAAGUAAAUGGCGAAAAAGUUCGUUCGGGUCAUCACGACACCAGAGGCAAACACAAAUCAACGACCUGUCGUCUCAUCCUUCGUGGAGGCACUUACCAUACCGGACACGUCUCUUUGACUAGUUAUAAUCUCAGCGCCCAAUCCUGUCAGUCGAUGAUCGAGAUAUUCGAUGGUUUACCGGAAGGUGGUACGGCAAACACUGUGAAAUCCCUCGUUCGAAUUUGCAGUCCAGCACAGAGGCUACCACGAGAGUUUGCACGAGACGAGUACGUCGAGCCAAAACGAUAUUCAUCCAACGGUAGAGAUAUGACGGUGGUUUUAAGACGAGCUUCGAACACCACCACUGACGAGGAAUACAUGGACGUGUCCUAUUAUUUUCACAAUGAACGCGAAGGCGGUACCCAACAACCCGGAAGCUUAUGCGACGUCGAAUAUUAUGGAUUAACUUCGUUGGAGGAAGGGACUGUGGUACAUCCAGAACCACACCGAUUGUUCGCAGUCGAGGGCCCGGCAAAAUGCAAGCAACAUUUUAUUCCCGCGACAAAUCAGUCGGUCAUCAUAACCGUGGAAAGUAGUUCGAAACAGAUAUCUAAUAGUUUGUGCGAAACGAAAUGCGGCGACAGUGGAUGUCAUUGCGUUAGUAAUAAAUCAUUGGAGAAUAUGGAUCAUCUACUGCUCGUCUCUGAAACUGGUCAUGUCGUCACCUGUCUCUGUGGAAACUAUCAGGACUGGUUACCGGUAGGAAUCCGAAGUUGGACACCGGUUUAUAUCGAAUGGUCGAGAUAUUCCUUGGCAGGUCUAAAUUUUCGUGCCGCUUAUAAGUUCGUCAAGGAUACUUAUUGCGGCGAUCAUACGACCAGAAAACUGGAGGGAGAGGUCAAUGGCGGUGAUCUAGCAAAAGCUGGCUUAAAGCUCAAUCAGUAUUACCAACAGAAGUGUACUUGGAUUUUGGAAUCUCCUACCGAUCGACAGCUUACAAUUGAAGUGAAAUCGAAUCAGAGCAGACCAUGUACGGCAUGGAAUCUAACGAUCCAUAAGUACAACGAAAACGGUGAUCCCGCGGGUGAAAGAUUGCACACAUUUUGCUCUAGGGACGUGCACAAAAAUUUCACUCUACCUUGGAAGGAAAAUACCGCGGUAGUUAGAUUACAAGCAUUGGGAAGAACAGCACCUCAAUAUACGAUGAAGUGGAGAAGCCAUACCGUUAUCGCAAAUACUCGACAAAGUGGACCAUCGCCAGCCCCAAAUCAGAUUAGCGAUUCUUCGAUGGAGAUUAAACCGCAAAAUAAAAUUCUUUUUUUUAUCUUCUUCCUAAUAAUUUUCAUUUAUUCGAUCGGUUGUUGAGAUUUUUCUAAUCCUCGAUUAACCACGAUUUACUCGUUCCUGUUAAUUCAACGAAAAAAGAGUUUACUGUCAACUGUUAAACCUAAAUCAACUUUUGCAAAAGCUAAUCAUAAUAUUAUCACUUUUUACAAAGUAAUUAUUCGCGAAUCUAUCGACUGAUAAAUACGGAUAUUAUAUAUUCAUUUUUUAUUAUAACUUUUGAUUACUCGAAGAACACGUAAACUCAUAUUCGAAAUUUUAAACUUGCGUAGAAUUGAAACGACGCAAAUCAUUUGCUGCAAACAAAGUGUUAACAAAUAAUAAUUGAAAUAUCGUCGAUAGAUACGUUCAAAUUGUUUGCAAUAUUGUCGAUAAAAUGAACUCAUGAUAAUAUACAAUCAUUUGAAAGAGAUCCAAGAAAAAAACUAUGCGGCGUUUCGUAAGAAAACUUUAUCUUGUAAAACUAAAAGCUAUAUCAAGCUAGAAGUUAUACACCGAGUGUAAAUAUUAUAUAUAUAUGCAUAUACAUAAACAUAUACAUAUAUACAUAUUAUACAUAGAAAAUUAAUUUGCAAGAAACGCGAUGCACGGAUUUGAAUUAGCGAGAAAAAACUCACAUCAUCUUAAUUCGCGCGAAUGCCAAAUUAGACGCGUAAUAAUAAUAAUAAUAAAUAAUAAUAAUAAAUAAUAAUAAUAAUAAUAAUAAAAUAAAAGAACAAAAUAACGAUAUUAUAGAAAGAGAUUGUAAAUACGUCAUAAACUUAAUAGGAAUUUGUACAGAAUAAAACGAAUUAUGUAAGUCGCCGGAAUUAUUCUAUGUAAGAUAUACAUAUACAUAUACUUUAGAUAAGAAGACAUUGAUAUUUAUAACGACACGCGAUUCUAUGGAUUAAAGAAAUGAAACAAAUAUAAUAUUUUAAAAGAACGAGCUUUAUACCCGAGGCACUUUCGAAUUUAUUGUUGUAUGUUGUGAUAAUGAAAACACACAAAAGAGAUUAUCACAUCUUCCUACGCAAGAAUUCGUUUAUAAUAUAGAAAAUCUCUUACAAGUAGUACGAGCGAUCAUAUCGAUAGCAACAAAAACGUUCUAUUGUUGCAAUUGUGUAUUUAAAAUUGUUACGUAAUUCAAUAAUGAAUCGUUUAUGCCUUCGUUAUCCUUUGACAACAGUGGGUCAUUGAAUCAGAAAAAUAUUUCUUACACAAAGUGCUACUUAAAUACAUCAUUAGCAAGAAUAUAUGUUAAAAAGCAUCUAACGAGAGAAAUAAUGGUUGAACAAUUUUUAGAUGCAAUAUAUAAUUACAGUUUAAUACGCGACUACACACACACAGAGAGACACACACACACACACAUACAUACAUACAUACGAAUUAGAAAAUCACUGUACUUAUCCGUCGAAGACGAGUUUAAAGGAAUAAAUCUCAGAUUGUUAUAAUAUGAGAUUUAACGAACGUAAAAAGGAGUUAUUCAUUUCAUGAUACUAACGUGAGAUAAAAUUUUGAUGAUUAUACACCUUUUUAGAAUACCUUUAUUAUCUAUGCGGCCUAUAAUUAUAGUACUUUUCAUCCUUUCAUAUCUUUUUGCUAUAACUUUGGUAUAAAGCGUAAGAAGAAAUUAUUUUUUUUUUUAACGUAAGAUUUCGUUUGUAAUAACUUCGUGAAGACUGACUAGUUUUUCGAUGUAUUCCAUUUAGUGCAUAAUAAUAUGUUUAUGUCCAACUGAAAAAAACAUCAGCGGUAUUUAAUAAUUUCAUAUCGCGAAUGUGAAUUGUUUCUAACUAUUGUAAAAAUCUUCAAUUUCGUCAAAAAUAAAAAAUAAAACGAUGACGAAAAUUUGCCCGCAUAUAACGAGCACCGACUGUGUAUUAAACGAAUGACUUGAAUGACAAUUAAAAAGCAUAGAUUUUAAUUAUUAUUGUAAUAAGUCACCAAGGGAGAGUUUUAGAGAUGUGACUCGAAUGGUUUGUGUGUGUUAAAUCAGUAACGUGCUUCCUCUGAAAAACAGCGAUGACGACAACUAUUUCACGUUUAUUCGUGUCGGCUCUUUUUAGAAAUAUCAUUUGAAGAGUUUUGCACGUGUUAAUUAAAAUAAUAUAAGGUGUGAAACGAUUUCCAUUUGAAAAAGGAUUUUGAAAUAUUUUCACUUUAAGUGAAAUUACCGGUUUUGCACAAAAUAAAUACGUCUUACUCAUAGGAAGAAUACAUGUUACAUGUAAUAGUUACGUAUAUCUAAGUCACAAUAAAUAGUCAAUUGUUUCAUAUAAAGUAUAAAUAAAGUAAAAUAAAAUA
This is a messenger RNA of Polistes canadensis, 6354 nucleotides long. RefSeq lists its product as uncharacterized. Bases 1495 to 4089 code for a protein of 864 amino acids. Gene Ontology annotation, cellular component: plasma membrane. The transcript has 17 exons. The record is from RefSeq and is a predicted model, not a curated record. NCBI's taxonomy places the organism in Eukaryota, Metazoa, Arthropoda, Insecta, Hymenoptera, Vespidae.